GCAAUUUCAGCGGCUGCAGUUUUCCCGCCGGAGGCAGGGUCAGCGACAUCUUCCCUACUGCGCAGUCGCAGUGCCUUGGCGCAUGGAGGUGGUGACGGUUCAGUGUUUGGUGGCUGCCUUGGUCCUAGCUUGUGGUUUCCUGUGGGUAUGGAACGCCUCAGUACGAGCGAAGAAUCAAGAGCAGACUGCCCUGCUGGGAGACGGAAAUCGGAGCCUCCUAGUGAUCGCGCACCCAGACGACGAAGCCAUGUUCUUUGCUCCCACAGUGUUAGGCUUGGCCCGCCUGAGGCACCGGGUGUUCCUACUAUGCUUCUCCUCAGGAAAUUACUACAAUCAAGGGGAGAUUCGUAAGAAAGAACUUUUGCAGAGCUGCAGUGUCUUGGGGAUUCCACCCUCCAGUGUACAAAUUAUUGACAACAGGGACUUCCCAGAUGACCCAUGUGUACAGUGGGACACAAAUCAUGUGGCCAGUAUCCUCCUACAGCACAUAAAAGCGAAUGGCAUCAGUCUGGUGGUGACUUUCGAUGCAGGGGGAGUGAGUGGCCACAGCAAUCAUGUCGCUCUGUAUGCAGCUGUGAGGACCCUGCACUCAGAAGGGAAGCUACCUAAAGGGUGCUCUGUGCUCACGCUUCAGUCUAUGAAUGUGCUGCGCAAGUACAUCUCCCUUCUGGACCUGCCCUUGUCUCUGCUUCAUACCCAGGACGUCCUGUUUGUACUCACCAAGGAGGAAGUUGCACAGGCCAAGGUGAGGGUUACAAAUGCCUGGACAUCCCAACACCACAUCUGUGCCCCAGACACUCUUAUUUCUCAAAAUCCCGCCUCUGUAGAGGUUCUAAUCCAGGACCUUCCGUAGUGCUUCUACAUCUGUCUCUGAGUGUCAGCACUAUGCAGCUAGAGUCACAGAUUUUUAGCAAC
Condylura cristata (star-nosed mole) is the source of this 915-nucleotide messenger RNA. It is a transcript of the gene PIGL, whose product is annotated as phosphatidylinositol glycan anchor biosynthesis, class L. Bases 83 to 853 code for a protein of 256 amino acids. Lineage: Eukaryota; Metazoa; Chordata; Mammalia; Eulipotyphla; Talpidae. Gene Ontology annotation, biological process: GPI anchor biosynthetic process. Gene Ontology annotation, molecular function: N-acetylglucosaminylphosphatidylinositol deacetylase activity. The transcript is spliced from 6 exons. The record is from RefSeq and is a predicted model, not a curated record. Gene Ontology annotation, cellular component: endoplasmic reticulum.